AUGGCUGAAGCGAGUGAACGACCGACUUGUGAGCCUAAAGAUCGGUACUGGGAAAGGUCCUUCGGGUUGUUACGCCUACCGCAAGCUGGAUGCAAAGAGGAAGAAAAGGAUGCCUUUUGGCAGGAGCUCGAUGAUCAUUCGUUCAAUACCACAAAAGAGAUACUUCUACUUGGAGGGUCCUCAACGGACAUGUUGGAGAAAAGCGAAAUGGUCCAGGAAACGGGUUCUGGAAAGAAUGCGGACAGCGUGGUGUUUCUUGGCUCUCGAAUAUCUCGUAAAAUGCCCGAGACUGGUACAACGAUCCCAAUAUGGAAGAACAAAGGUGGUGUCGCAGACUGUACAGCAUACCGACCAAUCCGGCUGAUGAGUCCCUCUCCGAAGAUCUUCGAAGGGAUGCUCGAGACAAGAAUAAAAAUUGUAGAGAUGUCAGCGAAUCAGAGCGGCUUUGUAAAAGGUAUGAGUACUGCUGACGCCAUCCAUACUGGUGAAGGAAAAUUAUAG
Strongylus vulgaris is the source of this 501-nucleotide messenger RNA. NCBI's taxonomy places the organism in Eukaryota, Metazoa, Nematoda, Chromadorea, Rhabditida, Strongylidae. The record is from the annotation of a GenBank genome assembly.